AUGGAUGACUUCAGUAUCUCUAAUGGCCUUUCGCCUGCUGCGCAAAUGUCUUCCGAAUAUGCACCGAGGGCCCAACCUGUCGCAUUACCGAAAUCAAGUCUAGAAAGAUCCUUAAACGAGUACUAUUAUGAAAUUAGAGCGACCAUUGAAGGGAUGGCGAACGACAUCCUGCGACUUGGAAAUCCACGAUCUGGGCACAUCAUCACUCGAUUUGAACUUCAGCGCGUCCAAAUCGAUGUCACCGGUACCAUCUUUAAAUCUCACCCAUGUAUGGAUGCAUUCGAAGACGAAACCUCCGAAUUAAAUGCCAAUCAGCACCUAUACGCUCCCGUCAUCACGAUCCCUCUUCCAAUGAAAGUCCUGGCCACAGACAAGCGAGUUGGACUACUUAGAAACGCGCUAUUGUACGAUGAUAGCUGCGAGUUCAGGGGGCCUCAUGGCAUUCCGUUUCGGCGACAUCCAGUAUACCGCCAGUUUACUCUGGAAUUCGUUAAUCCAUAUUCUAAUUUGACAACAUCUUGUCGAAGCCUCUGGUGCCCAUCAACUAUGGUCUACCUCCCUGACCCAAGAACAAUAUUCAGCAGGGAGGAUACGGGGUUUAUUCUUCACGAUACAUGGGACGCGGCAGGUCUUCGGGACUGGGGUUCUCACUGCAAGAAGGCUCGUAAACUGCAGCGGAAGCAGGUUGGUUGUAUUGAAGGCGAGUGAAUAUUGGGACAAAAGCGCACUUAAAGAGGUGUCGGUUAGGAG
This is a messenger RNA of Annulohypoxylon maeteangense, 750 nucleotides long. RefSeq lists its product as uncharacterized. The transcript has a single exon. Bases 1 to 708 code for a protein of 235 amino acids. The record is from RefSeq and is a predicted model, not a curated record. Lineage: Eukaryota; Fungi; Ascomycota; Sordariomycetes; Xylariales; Hypoxylaceae.